UCUCCUUUACAAAGAUGGCGACCAGAGAGAAAGCUUUUUUAAAAUAUAAUUUCAGAGGAGUCUGUGAUCUUCCACUGCCCCCAUGAGACGAAACAAGUUUUAAAAAACUGCUCUGUAUUCCGCAGAAAGAAAGGCAAAAGAGAGUGUGGCGAUGUCUGUUCCACACCGCGAAGACGACUGGGAAUCCGUUUCCAGGAAGUGACGGAGGGACUAGACCAGCAGCGCUUGUGGCAGCGUGUACGAGAUGGCACAUAGAAUUUUGUUGAGAAGGCUCGCAUCAAUGACCCUUAGGGAGGCUCCUCGGUCACUGCAGUCUCAAUCCUCAGCACAUCUUCCAGCCUUGAAUUCCCUUUGCUGGUGUGGCAUCAAGCCUUCCUUUCAUCACCUAGCCAGUGUAACUGUUGCCAGAAGAUUUUGUGCAUCUCCUACCAAUGAAAUUUCCUUCAAUGUACAGAACCAAGCAGAUUUCACUGAACGGGUCAUCAAUAGUACAAAACCAGUCUUGGUGGAUUUCCAUGCAAGUUGGUGCAACCCUUGUCGUAUGCUGGGUCCAAGGCUUGAGAAACUGGUGGCACAACAGGAAGGGAAAGUUGUAAUGGCCAAAGUAGACAUAGAUGAUCACACAGACCUCGCCCUUGAGUACAAGGUGUCUGCAGUCCCGACUGUACUCGCUAUUAAGGAUGGCAACGUUGUGGACCAAUUCAUAGGUGUUAAAAGUGAAGAUGACCUGGAAGUGUUUAUCAAAAAGCUGAUUUGACUGAGCUGUAAAGGUCUGAGUUGGCCAUGUGAUCCUCCACUUCUCAACUAAGUGUUUAUUUUUAGUGAAGUCCUAAAUGCUGCUGAUGGCUGGGAGGAAUUCCUGUAGCUGUCUCUCCUGUCACAUUCUAAAACAUUUAUUCGGUGUCACACAUGAUACACAGUCUGACUCCAGUUACCUGGUAGCCUGAAGAGCUUUAACUUAGCAGUGUUGUUGGUUCCUUCUCCUGCUCUAUCCACCAUGCUCCACUUGCUGGAACUAUGAGUUCUUUCCACUCCAUUUUCCCAUUGUGACUUGUGUAGGAUCACUGGCAGCAACUGAAACCAAGUCAGUAAUACAAAAUGCAAAGUUGUUUAGAAAGAUUGGAAUCAGACUUUAAAAAAAAUCAUGAAAUAGAUUCAGGUUCUCCACCGUAAUGAAGGGUUUGUAUCAUAAGAAUCAGUAAUCAGGGUUCUUCAGAAACCGUGCUGUUAGCUCUAUCUCUUUUGCUUUUGAAAUGGGUUUCUGCCACAACCAUUUCUUUGCUUAAUAAUCCAUUUUAAUAUAAACUCUGUUGUGAUUACUCUGAGAGUAGUGAGCAGUCACUGGGUACUGCUGGGGAAAGAAAGACUUUCCCUGGUAUUGAACACAUAAGCAAGAAGAAAUGAAAUACGACAAAUAUACAAAUAAAGGCAGUAUAUCAUAAAUUUGACACCCCAGAGAAUUUGUUCUACUUGGCUAGAGCCUUGAUGUAAUACAUUCACCAUUAACUCUCUUCCGUUUUAUCUCUUAACCACCAAAAGGAAUAUGCCCUCACACAAAUGCAGUACUGUUGUCUGAGAGGGGAAGUGAAACCUGGCAGGGGAAGGAGGUUUGCUGCACCCUUUAAAUUUCUGGCAAGUUACCCGAGAUGUGACAUUCUACAUAAUUCACAGCUGAGAAAACUGCAUGACUACAGCUGUGUUCAGUCCGACUCAGUGUGUCAGUGGAGAGAGCCACCUGGCUGCAGUUUGUAUUGUAAAUCUUGGAACCCAUAAACAUGAAGCACAGCUGGGUCUAAUACUGGCCUCCAGAAAUAAACUCUCUUGAUUUCAGUCACUGCAUGAGAGCUCAUUGAUCUUGGCUUGGGCAGCAGCUGGAGCUGCCUUCAAAAACCAGGACUAGGGAGAAGAUACAAGAGGUAUUCUGUAGUGCAAAGUAUCAGUGCCCACAUUCUGUGUUGUCUGUAAUGACUGUUGGAUGAACUGAGGGCAUCUCUUGUUGGUGUGAGGUGGGAAAGGAAGAAAACUAAUCGAUAGAGAGAGAGAAGGGAAGGUGCAGCAUGGAUGACAAGGCUACAUAAAGCUCUGUUACUGUGUCCUCUGGGCAUUUGAGCUUCCUGUGGCGUGCCCCGUCAUUUCUCUGUUCAGCAGGCACAAAGGUAGUGUGAGAAAGGGCUUUGCAUUAGAGAUGGCUUUUGAGGUCCCUGGAUUGCUAAAAUCAAACUAUGACUGGACUUGAGAUAAAGUAAAAAUAAUCCUGGAUUGUUCGGUACAAAGAACUGACCAAUGUUGCUGGUGGAAUCUACUGAUUUAUUAACUGCGGUAGAAGUGUAGGUUAAACAAAGUGGGUAAAACAAAAGCGUGGUACUGAACUCAAACACAUUGUCUCCCAAAACUCGUCUAUCUUAAAACAAAAUGUCACCCUCAUGAUUUGCAUAUCUUGUCCUUGCUUUGAAUUGUACAUCAGCACUGAGUGAGUGCAUUUAGUAAGAACCUGUUAAUUCUGGGAAACAGCUGAGUGACUUAAUUUGCUUUGCCUACUUGCUUUGGGAUGUAACCUUCUGUCUUGGAUGUAAUGGAACAGUUAGUAAAAUUCUCUUGCCUUGCUGUACUCCUCGUAAUGAAACACAAUGACUCUUUGCAAAUAGAAUUUUGCCUUUAUUGAGGAUUUAGAAAUCCUGUCCCAGCCUGGAUGUUUUGGAAGGCUGAUGGCUGCCCAGGUCCAAAGUCAAAGAGAGACGAAGGCAGUACAGUGGUGCAGCAAUUAAUCCUGUUGUCUCACUGCUCCAGGGACUCGGGAUUGAUUAGAUCCUGUGGGACAAACGGACAAUCUGUUGAAAUAUUGCUGCUGAUAUUUGUAGAACAAUGUUAAAUGUACUGUAGAUAAAAGUCAGGCUUUCAUUUUGAAAGUAUUUGGAGCUUAUUACGGACUGUCCAAAAUGAAAGCCUGAUUUUCAUCUACAGAUUAGUUCCAUUUAAACAUUAAAACUGUCCUAAAGAUAGUUUUGUCCAUAAGUCAGAAAAUUACUUGAUUAUGUUAACCACACUUCCACAGGUUAGUAAUGAAUAAUAUCAAAAGUGUAAGACUCUGUCCAGAUCAAUGGAGAAGAAAGAAAGAACAACGUGGUGUGAGAAUAGAAACUUGUUCUGCCAUUCAUAGAAAUGAACAUAUGUACAUACAUUGGACUUCUUAAUAUAUCAUGUGAGCUUGUUCAUAUUUAGGGUUGUCUAUAAUUCAACCAUUGGUCACCUGGGGAUGGCCUGUAAUGGUGCUAAGGUUAUGCAUUAGUAUAAUUUGGUUCCUUUGUCAAAAGGAACUGUCCAGCUUAUCUUUCAUCGGAGUGAAAAGAUCCUUGGAUUUAAUCACCAUCAGAAACUAAAUUAUGUUCAUGUCCAACAAAGCAGUGAUACUUCCAGUAAAACUUGCCUCUGCUCCUUGUCCAGAUCAGUGGAGAUGAAUAAGGGGGAGGUGGAAAUCAUCCAUAUCUGCAGCCCUGUUGUUGGAUCACCACAUAGCCCAAAGGAUUUCUGGCAGUCACUGAAUUAGGAGCAGCAGUUGAACUGCAGAAGAAAGUGAGCAGCUUUUUGUGGCAAGUGACAAUAUUUUUAACCCGACAGACACUUAGAACUAUAAGAACAGAUUCCCAAAACUCUAUGCUUGAUGUGAGUGGGAUGAAUAUCGCUGGACUCUAAGCAACUGCAUGUAUUAAGGAAUUUAACAAAAAGUAAAUUACUGUGAGUACUCAGAAGGUCAUGCAGUAUCUGUAGAAAGUAAACUUAACAUUCUGAAGAAUUACUUACCUCAAAGGGUACCACUGUUUCUCUCUCCACGGAUGCUGUCUGACCAACUGUGUAUCCCCUGCCUUUUUUUAAAAUUACAUAUUGGGUCCUUACCAAUAUCACCACUAGUGCUUCCUUCCUGCUUCUGGCAUACACUUGCCUACUGCAGAAACAAAGUUCAAAGUUCAGCCCACAGAACAUCGCCAUGGUUCACUGGCACCAUCUUGAAACUCGACCUUUUAUCACCAACUGGAAAAUUUCCUUCGGCACGUCACUUGGAUGAAGCAGAACUGAAGCUGAGGGCUAAAUAAUUAGCAAUGUUUAACUUAUCAUUUACAAACUGAUCAUUUUGUAACUGAAUUCUGGCAUUCUUUUGCAGUCUUAAAUUUUGCCACCAGUGUAACAAAUAUAUAUCAAAUAAAUCCAGCAAAUUACA
Messenger RNA from Mobula hypostoma (lesser devil ray), 4213 nucleotides. It is a transcript of the gene txn2, whose product is annotated as thioredoxin 2. The transcript is spliced from 4 exons. Gene Ontology annotation, molecular function: protein-disulfide reductase activity. Lineage: Eukaryota; Metazoa; Chordata; Chondrichthyes; Myliobatiformes; Myliobatidae. Gene Ontology annotation, biological process: cell redox homeostasis. Bases 245 to 757 code for a protein of 170 amino acids. Gene Ontology annotation, cellular component: mitochondrion. The record is from RefSeq and is a predicted model, not a curated record.